Messenger RNA from Cydia strobilella, 3189 nucleotides. Its product is annotated as partner of xrn-2 protein 1-like. The record is from RefSeq and is a predicted model, not a curated record. Lineage: Eukaryota; Metazoa; Arthropoda; Insecta; Lepidoptera; Tortricidae. The transcript has 2 exons. Bases 61 to 372 code for a protein of 103 amino acids.
CCAAACAACAGAAUCUCGUGUUUUACUCAUAAAUCUCAUAAAUUAGCAAUUCUGACCACCAUGAAGCCCACAGGCGACAUAGACUCGCUCCGCACCGAGCACGAAUCCGACGAGCAGUGGACAGUGCGGCGGAACUUCAUGAUCGAACAUAAAGACGAUUUUGGAGAGGACGAGUUGAUCACGUUGGCGCAACUCUUUACCAAUAUCGAGUUCCUUGGAUGCAGAUACCCACCAGAGACUAUGAAGAGGAUAGCGAAGCUGUCGGAGAAGGUGGCCUCCAACUACCGGGACAGCCGCAAGAACAAGUUGAAAAGGACGUUUGUGCAAGCCAGCAGCGCUGCCGAGCAGAAGGCUAAGAGAACUUUCAAAUAAAUGUGACAUAGAUUAAUCAGUUUCAAUCCUUGGACUGCCACAAACGUCGACGCGCGUGGCCCAAUAUGAUCCUUCAAACAUUCUGACCACAUACACAAUGCAGUGAUUAGCCAUUAGUGGAUUAGCCAUGUGAUAAAAGUAGUAAAUGCCACGGGCCCCGCUCGUUUGGGGGCCCCGCCCACCUUUACAUUGUUGCCGUAAAAAAAACCAAGUUUCACUUAGUUCACUUUGUCCAAGAGAAUUAAAACAACCCAUGGACCCCGUGAUAGAAUUUGCUACAGGCCCUGCGCUGGUUUAAUCUGGCACUGGUCACGAUGACGCGCGUACGACAAUGGCGCUCAAAGGGUUAAGUAACGUAAAAAGUAUAAUAUUGUUAUUAUUAAUCAUUCAUAAUAUUUAGUCUCUGUUUGUAACUUCAUCUUUGUAAAAUUUGUUGUCUGCACCAGUCCCUCCACCUUAAGGGCUUAUUACACUUAUCCUGCCUUCGGACGGUGAACGAUCGGCUACGACAUCGGCCCGAUAUCGGGCCAAAGGAUCAUUUUCCGUUUCACGAAGUAUUAGCACGUCGUUUACAAUAUUUCUUGGUAUAAAAAAAUUGUUCAACUACAAAAAUAUCAAACAUUAAACAUUUUUGGCAAUUCGAGGCAAAGUAUUUUUUACAUGUUCAAUAACUUCAAUAUUUAUUUAUUUAUUUAUUUUAUUUAAUCUUUAUUGCACAAAAGAAAAUACAAUCGUACAAAAGGCGGAAUAUCGUUAAUGAUGUUCUUAUAUUUCGUGAAAUGGAAAACGAUCUUGGUCGGGCGCGACGUCGGGUCGGCCGCAAUAGUAAAGGGCCCUCCACACUCGUGCGCGGAUCGCGGCGCGAAUCUCCGAACGCGAGUGUGGAGUUUAGUUCGCAAAUCAGCGAAAUCGACUCCACACUCGCGUUCGCGGCUUCGCGCCGCGUAGUCUGGAGCGGGCUUAAGGCCCGACGGCAGGAUAAGUGUAAUGAUAAGCAAUUUUUUUUUUCUCAAUUGCAACCCGCUAUGCACCCCCAAUGAUUAUGGAUGGUAUAGAAAGGAUCGCAAUCUCUUAUGGCAGAAUUGUUGUAAAAGUGACCGCGUUAAGCUUUAAAUAAUAGUUCCUAAUCUCUCCGGUGGCGCUAGUUAGGCUCUGGGACAUGAGUAUAACAUGAACUAUAUAAGGCAACAAAUAACCCGACCAAAUUACGUAGGUUGUUUUUGGUAGUAUUUCGGUGUAUGGUGGCGCCGCCUAAUUACUGUUUUUUGAUGGACACUUUUCAUACAUAGAGAUUUGGCUCCUUUAUACAGUCUCCAUGCCGAUGAUGAUGAUAAGCAUACCCUGGAUUUUCGGGUGUGGGAAUGAUUUCGUGUGUUUAUUACUAUGUUUAUUGUAAAACAGGGACCGGCCCGCUAUCCCUUAUCGGGGUUUUAUAAGGGUAUUGCAUAAGGCUUAACUCACCAUACCCUUUGCCAGACGAAACCCUUUGUUUUGCUUUUAAAAACCCUUAUAUAAAGCUACCACAUUUGAGUAAUCGGUAGCCCAAAUACCCUUACAAAACCCUUAUCAUCCGCUCACCAACACCUUGCAUAUUGCUUAUAAGGGUUAGCCUUAUAAAGGGCUUCACUUUUAGCAUAUAAGCGUGCUAAUUUAAGUCGUCUACCUUGUUCAUAAAGCACACAUUACUUCGAAUCCGAGCGAUCGUCGGCGGCGACGGCGGCGUUCUUUGACUAGGCACGUAUUUUCUUUCCUUUUCAUACACUACCGUAGAUAUAUACUAAUCCUGUCUCUUUCACGCAAAGGGAAACCUUUAUAAAAAGCGCUUAAAGAUAAGGGUAACCCUUAUUAAGGGCUAGCCUUAUUUUUGGUUAGCUUUUCGGUAAGGGUUAGUCAAAGGUAGGGGUAUGAAUGGGCUUGCAGUUCAAAAGGGAGAGUCUUUCAAUGUGUUAGCCGUGUUUAAGUGUCGCCCAUUGAAAGGGUUUUAUCGCGGAAAGGGUUGUCCGGUCCCUGUUGUAAAAUAGUUACCAAACUAUAAAUAAAAAACAUAGAGUAACUUAUACUAGAGCGGUACUGUCAUAGUAAAUUUUGUAACCCCAGUAAAUUCACUGCCAUCUGUCGACACACUUUAAAACUAAAAAUGAAGAUUUAUAAAAAUACGAUAAAAUGUAUUUAAAUAUGGAUAAAUGUUUUUUUUAUUUGCAUUAAUUAUUUUUAUAUGAUUUUGACCCAUGUUCUUUUACUGAUAUGCGAUAAAAUUAUAAAUAACGAACGAAACCGUCAACGCCCUCUAUACGAGAGUAGGCCAAAACUAGUGGCGCCAUCUGAUCGAGAAUCAAAUUUUCGUGAUUUUCGAGGCACGUUUUUUCUUUGAUAAAAAAUAAGUAGUAAGCUCCAAACGGACUUAGAAAUGUUCAAAUAGUUUAUUUUUAACAAUUUUUACCUAUUUUUUCUAGUGUAAAACAUUCCCGCACCCAAAAAUUCGGUAUGAUAAUAAGUAACUUUGAUUUCGUUGCCACAUAUUGCGUUGCAGAGAAAUUAAUUUCCUUGAACUUAGGCCUAAAGGUUGCUUAAGAUUGCUUACGUACUGUCCGCGCGCGAAUUCCGUGCACGGCUGAGGAAUGUUAGGAAUGUUGGGCGUCAUGACAGUGUGAAGGUGACUGGUGUCAUAUUGUACGUACGGGCGCGGCGCACACCCUCCCACUUCCUCGACCUCCGAAUGCACGGAAUUGGCGCGCGGACAGUAAGUACCUUAAAGCUUACUAGUGUAUCUUAGCCUUACAAUAGAACAGAGUAUUCAUUAUUGUAAUAAGUAAAUAA